Molecule: messenger RNA, 698 nt
Organism: Tripterygium wilfordii
Lineage: Eukaryota; Viridiplantae; Streptophyta; Magnoliopsida; Celastrales; Celastraceae
Product: classical arabinogalactan protein 6-like
Exons: 1
Coding region: 101-574 (157 amino acids)
Source: RefSeq, a predicted model, not a curated record
UCUCCUCUCCUUCAUUCUUCAGCUUCGCAGUGUAAUCUCUAUAUCACAUUAGAGAAUAUAUUGCAAUCUCAAGAAUCACAUCCAAUCCACAAACACAAAAAUGGCACGCCAAUUCGUUGUCCUUGUCCUAAUUUUCGUUGCCGUUGUCGGGUCUGUUGUCUCCGCUGCAGACCAAGCACCCACCAAGUCCCCCACCGCCGCCCCCAAAUCAUCACCGAAAGCAGAAACACCUGCCCCUGCCAAGGCUCCCACUGCUGCCUCCAACCCUAAAUCAUCCCCAUCCCCCAAGGCUGCCACUGCUCCCGCCCCCUCCAACGAAGAUGACUCCUCUAGCGCACCCGCCACUUCACCCUCGUCCGAGUCCCCUGAUGCCUCAUCCCCCGAAUCUGACGUCUCCUCCCCUCCUGCCCCGGCCAGUGAGGCGUCUGAGGGACCUACCACCACUGAUGAAGUUAGUGAUGGGCCCGCCAUUUCACCUGCUGAGGGGCCCGCUAAGGAACAGUCUGGUGCUGCCACUGUCAAGGUCUCCGCUGGCCUUGGUGCUGCCGCCGUUGCUGGAUUCUUCUUCUUCUAAGCUAAGCUAUAGCCUGACAUGCAUGCAUGGAAGCAUGUUAAUUUGUAAGGUCAUAAUUAUGAUGAUCGAUGAUGAUGCUAUAAAUUAGCUGAUAUAUGUGAGUUAGUAUUUUUUUUUUGAUUGA